GACAAAACCUGCUUCCAAUUUGGCAACUUCCCACCGAUUUUUUCCAAGCCAGCAAGAAGCCAAGAACCGCAUGAAAACAUCCACCCCACAAGCGCCCUUUACUUCGCGUGAGAAACACCUACUGUUAUGAUUCUAGAAAUCAGGUGAUCAAAAAUGCCAGAGAUCCGGAGCGAGUCACUACUCUUCCGCUUUGCAUAUAGACACGCGAUUUGGUCGCUUUCAACGUUCACACGAGAAAGUGACAUACGACAUUAUCAUUAUCGACGCCGGGGUGUUCCUUAAGCAAAUUGAAUACAAAACUACAGUCCAAUCAAUUCAAUCCUCACUUUUUUUUGUUCUCGGUUCUUCUUUAAGUUUCAAAGUUUGAAUCUAAUUAAAUUGAUUAUUUUACUUUGAGAGUUGAUUUUGGAUUAUAAUGGCGAGCGAAAUGAAGGAGAAGGAGGUUUUCGAUUCGGAGUCGGCGAAGGAGCUGGUUAAGGAGUUGAGAGCUAGCUUCGUAGCCGGAAAGACUAAAAGCUAUGAAUGGCGCAGGACUCAGUUGAAAGCGAUGUUGAAGAUGAUGGAAGAGAACGAGCCGCAAAUCGUCGCCGCUCUUCGCGAUGAUCUUUCCAAGCCGGAACUCGAAUCCUCCAUCUAUGAGAUAGCAAUGUUAAAGAACUCCUGCAGAUUGGCACUCAAGGAAAUGAAGCAUUGGAUGAUGCCAGAAAAGGCAAAAACUUCAUUGACUACAUUUCCUUCCUCUGCUGAAAUUGUUUCUGAACCAUUUGGUGUUGUGUUAGUAAUCUCAGCAUGGAAUUAUCCUUUUUUGUUGUCUCUUGAUCCAGUUGUUGGAGCUAUUGCAGCUGGUAAUGCUAUAGUCUUAAAGCCAUCAGAAAUUGCUCCAGCAACAGCAUCAUUGCUUGCAAAACUGGUAUCCAAUUAUUUGGAUAGCUCUUGCAUAAAGGUUGUUGAAGGGGCUGUUCCUGAAACAUCAGCAUUACUGGAGCAAAAGUGGGACAAAAUAUUUUAUACAGGCAAUGGAAGAAUUGCACGAAUUGUGAUGGCGGCCGCUGCAAAGCACUUAACUCCAGUUCUUUUGGAGCUUGGAGGAAAGUCUCCAGUCAUUGUUGAUUCAGGCAUCAAUUUACAGGUUGCAACUAGGCGGAUAAUUGCAGGCAAAUGGGGAUGUAAUAAUGGACAAGCAUGUAUUUCUCCUGAUUACGUUAUUACAACAAAAGAUUUUGCUCUGAAGCUGGUAGAUUCUUUCAAAUGUGAAUUGGAGCGAUUUUAUGGAAAGAAUCUAUUGGAGUCAAAAGAUUUGUCUCGCAUAGUGAAUUCUAACCACUUUGCUCGCUUGUUAAAGCUCUUGGAUGAGGACAAGGUUUCUAUUAAGAUCGUCCAUGGAGGUGAAAGAGACAAAACAAACUUGAAGAUUGCUCCCACUAUCUUGCUUGAUGUCCCACAAGAUUCUCUAAUCAUGAAUGAAGAGAUAUUUGGUCCACUGCUUCCAAUUAUCCUGGUUGAUAAAGUGGAAGACAGCUUUGAUGUGAUAAAUUCUUCAGGAACAAAGCCACUAGCUGCAUAUCUGUUUACCAAUAACAAGAAGCUAAAAGAGAAAUUUGUUGCAACUGUCUCUGCAGGGGGUUUGGUCGUCAAUGACACUGCUGUACAUCUUGCUGAACAUACUUUACCAUUUGGAGGAGUCGGCGACAGUGGAAUGGGUGCGUAUCAUGGGAAAUUCUCCUUCGAUGCUUUUAGCCAUAAAAAGGCCGUUCUUUAUAGAGGUUUUGCUUGUGAUGCAUUUAUGAGAUACCCACCAUACACGAGUGGAAAGCUAAGAUUGUUGCAGGCUCUUCUUGGUGGUAGCAUAUUAGGCAUAAUCCGUGCUUUGUUGGGAUGGUCUAAGGCAUGAACGGCAAUGGGUGCGGCUAUCUUUGUCAUCUCAGACUUGUAGGAACAUAGUUACAUCAGGAAUAGUUUUACAGGAAGCGGAUGACACUGAUGCGUUAAAUUUCAAAACUCUGUUCAUUUGACAGAACUUUAUCUGCAAUCUUGCCUAAGGCUGAUAUUAUUAGUAAAGUGAGUUAUUUUACAUUUGAUAAAUUUUUAAUUUUGUGUAAUCUUAUAUUGAAAUUGGGCUCC
Messenger RNA from Durio zibethinus, 2121 nucleotides. Its product is annotated as aldehyde dehydrogenase family 3 member H1-like. Lineage: Eukaryota; Viridiplantae; Streptophyta; Magnoliopsida; Malvales; Malvaceae. Gene Ontology annotation, molecular function: aldehyde dehydrogenase (NAD+) activity. Gene Ontology annotation, cellular component: cytoplasm. The record is from RefSeq and is a predicted model, not a curated record. Gene Ontology annotation, biological process: aldehyde metabolic process.